AUGGCGCGUGAUCAACCAACGGUAUGGCCGGAUUUGAAAUCCCGUGGAACUUCUCUUCUGGAUAUAUUCAACAGCAAUCUACCGGAUCCAGCUUCGGGUGACGCCGUGAGGUCUACUGUUAUUGGAAAAGCAUUAGACAUUCUCUCACGCAUCCAUGGAGCCUUCACAGCAGAGGAAGAGAAGCCACAAGUCAGCCACGAAACAGAGGAUGUUGCUCUAGAAGAUGCAAAGCGCCGCCGGAUGCUCCAUGCACUACUGGAUCUCAUCUCCUUGGAGGGCAUUUACCCAUCAUUAUCAACCGGAGUGGGAAUACCUCUCCAGCAGAGAGUGAUUUCCGUUUUGCCCGCAGGAGUUAUUGCCAAACAGUCUGAUGCGCCUUCAAGUGGCAAACCUCAUGAUGAGUUGCUAUUAGACCAUAUCAUGCUCACGCUUUCUGAUAUUACCCUUGAUACAAGGCCUAGCAUACAGCCUGUUGUUCGUGGCCGGAUCCUCAGCGACAUCAUCAGCGGGUCGUUGGAUUUAGCGUUCAAUUCGAAGUGUAUAUCCGCAGAGAGGAGGGGUUUUUAUCAGAAAGUUUCUUCCAGGAUCAUUGAGGAGACCCCGAGCUCCGUUCUCUUGUCAACGUUAUCGGCCUUUCUCCAGUCUGUUACUGCGCCAUGGUUCAAGGUAAAAGUCUCCGGCUACAUAUCCCGCGUUCCUCUGCGCCAGGAAGGUGUCCUGCAGACGAUCCUCUUCGUCAUGUCCCAAUUCGCGCCUUCGCUGGGUCGUGAAGUGCAAGGCCAAGCAUCUAACGGACCGCAUUUCACCGUGCAGGCCAUCAUGCACGUCUCCCGGCUACUAUCUUCUGUCCCGCAAGACAUGGACCCGGUUGUUUACUUUUCUACGAUUGCAACUCAACUGUUAUCAUUGCUUGACGGAGAUGACCAGGAUCUGAAAAAGACCGCAUCAUAUGUCGUCAGCAGUGGAAUUUUGGGCAAACGGGCAUACGGGGCACCUGGGACUAUAGGGCAUACGAUAUUCGUGGAACCGCUCUUCAAAGCUCUUACGGCAGAACUUGAUAAUUCUGCCAGACGAUGGAUGACUACUUCUGGCGAUGCAAGUGAUGAUUCUUCAGGUCAAACUCUCACUGAUGGGUCCACGCUACAUCUUGCUAUCGACAGGCUCAAGACCCUGACGCUCCAGCAUCCGAACCCAGGACUCGUGAAGAGACUCGUGUAUCCUAUACUUGUCCCACUCUGGGGACUAACCUCUUUCGCCGUGGAACAGCAACAAACGGCUAUCCAUGAGAGCGUUAUGGCGUUGCUACAGACAUAUUUCGGUAUUUCUGUAGGAGUGCAGCCGCUCAAGAAACUCGUUGAUCACCUCCUAUGGAACGGAGGUGCUAAGUGGACAUACGGACUGGAUUCUAAAGGCCAGAUAUCGUUGAAAAAGCGCGAUCCGUCUCACAAGGAUCAAUUCAACGUCAUCCAACUCAUGGAUUCGUUACAAUCGCGUAUCGAGAUAUUUGUUAGGUUACUAGGAUCCGAUCCAAGUAGUGAAGAGCGAACUGGAGAUAUCUUUCUGUACGUGAGUGAGACGUGGCUCGUCAACGACUCCUCGGCACAGCGUCCACUGGAUCAAUUGCAGCUUCCUUCGGAGAAAGACGAAUCGGAAGUUAUUUUUCAGAAGUUGGUCAGCGCCAAACUAGCAGAGAAGCUGCUGGAUAACUUCAAGGAUACCCUCUCCCGUCGUCCUAUCCGGGUUCUUGAGCUCAUCAAACAGAUCAUUGACAGCGAAGCUGGUCGGGUAUCUACACGGACAAAGACGAAAGAUGUGUCUCUUUCAUCUUUGGCUAGCAUUGUCAACAAAGACGAAGAACAACCAGAAUCUUCAACCGAGAAGGACUCGACUGAGUCCCUAUCUACAGCAUUCAGUCUACUCUCUACCGUCUUCGCCUCUCCAGAAUUUGCCGUAUCGAACGAAACCCGACCAGUUCUGGAAAGCAUCAAAACACAACUAGACCUAUUGACACCACACCUACUAUCAUCACUCACGACACCAGCUACGACAUCAUCCAUGCUACUCGAGAUACACCUAACAUCCCCAGAGCACAUCGGAGCCAAACAAACACUGCCCAACGUCUCCGACCUAGACACCCACCGUCAAGCUCUAAAACACCUCAACUCCCACCUCCCACCAGUCCAAGCAGAAGGUUUCUCAUUGCUCUCUAACCUGAUCAAGAAAUCCUCACCAGUCCUCGAUAUCCCAUCUACCCUGACUCUCCUCCUAUCAAUCAUUACAAAUGAAACCGAAUCAGUGGCCAACGAGGAGUUCAUCUACCUAAACGCAAUUAAACUAAUCGGCACCCUCGCCUCCCGACACCCCCGCACCGUUGUCAAGACGCUCGUCGACCGAUACAUGGAUAAAUCCGAGACCGCGACUCUCGACCAACGGCUGAAAAUCGGCGAGUCCCUACUCCGUACCGUUCAGGAUCUCGGGGAGGCACUUACAGGCGAAACGGGAAAGAUAAUAGGUGAAGCUAUGGUAUCCGUUGCAGGACGACGAGGCCACAAACCGCAAGCACAAAAGGCUCGCAGAGAACAACUUGAAAAGGAACAGCGGCAACAGGAACGUGAAACCCGUCGCAGGGAGAAAGAAAAUGCCAUGGCACCCGGUUGGAAGGUCACUUCUGCCUCGAUCGCGGAAGAACUAGGGAAGCAUCUUCAAGGGCACGAAGAUGAAGAUGAAGAUGAAGACACCGAACCACCCAAGCAAAACGCCCACGCUGCGAAUAUCCUCUCCGCUUGGGCAGCGGGUGCCCAGUCGGAUGAAGAACCAGACGACCUCCGCGUCCGCGCGUCCGCCCUAUCUAUCCUCGCAUCUGCGGUGCAGACAAACCUUGCAGGCUUAGGUCCAGCAAUCACAUUUUCGGCUGUGGACCUCGCUCUCGCGACUCUUACUCUAGAACCAGGUGAUGAAUUCGCGAUUCUUCGUCGUGCAAGUGUGGUUCUGCUCCUUGAUAUCCUCAAGGCUCUCGACACAGCGCGCGAAACACGCGGAACGGCGCUUGGUUUCGGGUUCUCUCUUUCAGAAGAUCCUUCCCAGGGUGCUAAUGAUCCUGAUAAGGGCUCUGGGUCCACGAUCGGAAGUCUACCGCCUAUGCUCCGGACUUUGCAUUUUGUGGAGGGUCGUGAGACGGAUAGUAUUGUCCGGGGCCAUAUUCGGGUUCUGAUUGAGAACCUUGAGGCCUGGACGGAGAAGUCGUUGCUGUGGGGUAUUGGGGCACGGGAGACAGAUGCGGAGGAAAACGAGCCGAGAUUCGAGCUGGGUAAUAGGAUUGCUGGGUUGAGCGUUGAUCCUUUGGCUGAUAGGAGUGCACGACCCAAGAUCGAGGAGAUUGAGUAG
Messenger RNA from Aspergillus chevalieri, 3384 nucleotides. RefSeq names its product RTP1/Tango6 family protein. The transcript is spliced from 3 exons. Lineage: Eukaryota; Fungi; Ascomycota; Eurotiomycetes; Eurotiales; Aspergillaceae. The coding region runs from base 1 to 3384 and encodes 1127 amino acids. Gene Ontology annotation, biological process: protein secretion. The record is from RefSeq and is a predicted model, not a curated record.